Closterium sp. NIES-67 is the source of this 3727-nucleotide messenger RNA. The record is from the annotation of a GenBank genome assembly. NCBI's taxonomy places the organism in Eukaryota, Viridiplantae, Streptophyta, Zygnematophyceae, Desmidiales, Closteriaceae.
GAGGGAGCAGGGACGGCAGGCAGUGUGGCAGUGGCGGGUGCGGCGGCAGCAGCAGAGAUGGCGAGGGGCAGGCGAGGGAGGGGGGUGCCAAAGAGGGGCCAGCAGCGGAGGGGGGGGCAAGCAUGCAUGGUGUGCCGGCCGGGGGGGAUGGCACAUGCGGAAUGGGGAAGGAGGCGGAAAGGGGGCACGGGGGAGAGAAGGCAUUGGGGGAGGCAGCGCUUUUUUCAGCCACAGUAACGUCAUGCCUCUUCCUGCUGCCUGCCUUCGUCACUCCCGACUGGAUCGACACAUGCGCCGUCCUCGCCCUGCACCCCAUGGUGGACGCCUUUCUCCCUGCCGCCUUUGAAGGCGUCACUCAGGCGCUUCUCAUGCUGCACCACCUCCUCUCGCCCGCCCUCGCCCCCUUCUCCCACCCAGCCCCCCCUCGCGCUCCCUCCUCUCCUAACCCCGCUCCCUUCACCCAGCCCCCCCCUCGCCCCCACUGCAACCACACUCGCCCUGCCUCCCAACUCGCCCGUUCUUCGUUGCUGGCAUGCGAGGCACAUGCGGUAACAAGGGAGUGUGCUGGGGAGGCGGGGAAGGGAGAAAGGGUGGGAGAGCAAGGGAGUGAGAGGGAUGGUGGGAGCGAGAUGGGAGGGGGUGGCGGAAGGAGGCGAUUGCAUGGGGGCAUUGGACCGUGGGGUGAGCUGCACAUGGUGGUGCGGCAGUGCGAGGCGGCUUUGCAGGUGCUGCAGGUGCUGUGCCGCCCGGAUGGGCUCGGCGCGCUCGUGCUGAAGCAUAAGGACCUAGUCCACGGCGGGGGCCUUCUUCGCCUUCUCCUCGCUGUGCUCCGCCUGCCCCUCCCGCCCCUCCUCCCCCCGCCUCUCCCACCUCUCCCCUGCUCCACCCUCCCCCGCGCCCACCCAUCCACCUGCACCCCAGCCUCGCCCUACACCAUCCCUCUCUCGCCCUCGCCCGCCCUCUCCUCGCCCCCAUCUGCUGCCUCGUCGCGCCAAGCCAUCCCCCCGGAGGCGGUGGUGUCGUUAGAGGCGCUCGUGGCGGCGCUUUCUCGCUGCAAGUGCCGCGCAAUCCACAUGCUCCUCACCGUCAGUGAAGCCGACGGCUCCUCCUUCCUUGAUGACGUGGCAGCCAGUCCUGGGUCGUUACAACUAGCGCAGGAUGUUACACAAGAGCUCCUCUCUCUGCUGCACGCCACUGCCAUUGCCAAUGUUGACCUCGCCGCCCGCCUCCUCUCCCACCGCACACCCUCCUCCGCCGCCUCCCCGCCCCUCCUGCCCGACCCCUCUUCCUGCCCACGCCCCACUCCCUCCCUGCACCCAUCCUUCGCUCCACACCCGCUGCUCUCCUCAAGCCCUUCCUUGCCCCCCCCCCACAUGCCUCUCCCGUUUGGCCGUCUGAGUGUGAAUGUGCUGCGGGCUGCUGAGGUGCUUUCAGACGACUCCAGCUUCCGCCCCUUCUUCAUGCUGCAUGCGGCCCCGCUUCUCGUGCGCCUGCUCUCCCUCCCCGCCCCCGCCUUCUCCUCGCGCUGGCUGCACGGCCCGCUCUCCCGUGCCCUUGCCGCGCGCGAGGUUGACGCCUGCGUGCUCUUCCGCCCCUUCCCCUCCCUGGGCCUCGCACUAGCGCUCUCCGCCUCCGCCUCUGGCUCCCACGGCCCUGCCGCAGCUUCCGUGCCGCCCAGCCAAGGGGAGCAACGGAAGGAGGCUCAGGAGGUGGAGAGGGGAAGCAGUGGAGUGGACGGCAUAGAGGACUUGGCAGAGUCUUCCUCUUCCGGGCCGUUCUCUUUCAGCGAGGGAGGGCUUGUGGCUGCCACGAGGGCGCCUUGCAAGGAGGCAUCUGGGACGACAAGGCGCAGUGGCAGCCGGGGCGCAACAGGGAGGGGGACUCCUGCAGGCGAUGGCGGAAAUGCUGAGAAGCCUGGAGGGGACUUUCUAUUGGAACGAGUUGAUGAAUGGAUGGUGGGAGGGACGAGGAGUGAGAAGAGGAAGCGAGGGAGGGAUGAAGGGAAGGGAGAGAGUGAGUGGAAGGAGGGGCUGCUGUGGCUGGAGGGAGGGUGUGAUGGGGCAGCAGCGGAGGCAGAGGGAGUGAGUGGAGAGGAGACAGGACGGGGAGGAGGGAGAAGUGGGGCGGGAAGAGGAGGUGGGGGAGGAGAGGGCAGAGGUGCGGGUGAGGAGGGAGGAGGCGAGGGAGGAGUGGGGAGCGGGUGGCAGAGUGUGGGUCUCCUUGUGAAGCUCGUCGCCAACCUGCACUGCCACGACCCCCUCCUCUGCCCUGGCCAGGACCGCAACCACUUCCUCCACCUCGUCAUCGCUGCCAUCUGCCAGGAAUGCCCGCCCUCAGACACAUAUGGAGGGGAUGCACCCAGGGAGGGUGUGCUUGGGAAGGGUGUAUCUGGGGAGGGUGUAUCUGGGGAGGAGGUAUUUGGGGAGGGUGCAGCUGGGGGUGCAGCUGGCAGCAGCAAUAUGGCAGAGGAGGAGAGGCAGAGGGAGCAAGCAGAGGCAGCGGUGCGAAUCUGCGAGAACUUGUACUCGCUCAUAGACUUUGCUGCCACCAUGCCUGCAACGCAUGUCAGCGAUGAUGAUGUCAUCCUCAUCAGUCAGUUCGCCAGUGCCCUGCAUGCUGCCAUCUGCCACCACCCUGCUCACCAGGAGGAAUGUGCGGUGCGAGAAGUGAGGGCGCGGCACGAUGCGUGGCUGGCGGCGCUGCAGGGGAGGUGGGAUGGGCAGGAGAGAUGGCUGCGACUGCAGCCAGCGGAUGGGGAUGGGGAGGAUGGGGAUGGGGAUGGAGAUGGGAUGGAGAAGGCGUGACCCCGCAGUGGUUAGCGGAGUGGUUAGCGCAGUGGUUAGGGCAGUGGUUAGCGCAGUGGUUAGUGCAGUGGUUAGCGCAGUGGUUAGCGCAGUGGUUAGUGCAGUGGUUAGCGCAGUGGUUAGCGCAGUGGUUAGCCCAGUGGUUAGCCCAGUGGUUAGCCCAGUGGUUAGCGCAGUGGUUAGCCCAGUGGUUAGCCCAGUGGUUAGCCCAGUGAUUAGCGCAGUGGUUAGCCCAGUGGUUAGCCCAGUGAUUAGCGCAGUGGCUAGCCCAGUGGUUAGUGCAGUGGUAGAUGCAUGUGAUGGGGGGCUGGUGACCAUGUGGGGUGAAUGGAGUGGUCGGUGUGAAUGGCACAGGCUGCUGCCAUCCUUUGACUGAUGAGCAGGGCUCCUCGGUGUGAUGGAGGGUUCCGAGGGGAGGAGGGACAGGUUGGGAGUAACGGGCCGAAGGGGAGAUGAACUAGUGCACAAGGGGAGAUGAACUAGUGCACAAGGGGGGGGCGCGAGGAACCCGGGUGACUACAGCCCGGUCAUUUUGGUGUGGAUGAAUGGGGGGUGUAAAACGGAUGGCGAAGAGGAAGUGUUGGGGGUACAGGGACACGAAAGCGGUGGAGUGGAUUUGAGCUGGGUGAGGUGCAUGAGGGGCCGGCUGAGAGGGAUCAGGGAUGUGGAGCAGGGCUGAUUUUAUCAGACUAUUUACUCUGAUUAGUCUGAAAUCUCAGACCGGUUUUUUUGCCAAACCUGAAUUUCCAGAUAAGGCAUUUUCUCUAUCCUAAUUGAUUCAGACUAAGACUUUGGGGAUCCUGAAAAAAUCAGAGUACACGCCAGGCCCCUAGAUUGGUUUUGAGGCCUCCUGAUGACUCAGGGGUGGCGCUCGUUUUUUGCCUGUAUUUUCAGGACGCCUAGUGGAAACCAAGCUUAUGAGU